AUGGGGUCCAAACGGCACCCCGAGACAAAGCCUCCUCCAGGCGCCCCCCUGGGGGCAACCCCAGCCCCCACAGAGCCUGGGGUGGCCCUGCCCUGCCCACCUGUCAGCACCUUUGACUAUGCCUUCAAGUUAUGGUUGGGCCUUGACCGGAUGAUGGGUCCCCUCCCACACCUCUUUGUCCCCUACCCCAGGGCUGGGAAAGUGGCAUCUGGGGGAAAGUUGAAGCCCCUUCUCCAUGUGCCUUCAUCCAAAUUGGGCAUCACUUGCUCAGGAACAGGUGACAGCCCACAACUCAGCCAUGCCUUCCUCCUCAUCCUCAUGCUACAAGGCAUUGGCAUCCCCGACUCCACUCCGCUCUGUCGCGGGGUCAUCACAAGAUCUGCCAUGACAUCUGGUUUACACCAAGUACUUUUACGCCUGCUUGUUCUGUUCCUGCUGAGCUCCACUCCCGCUUCUGGGGACGAUACCAUGGUGGUCACUAGCAGCGGCCCAGUCCAAGGCAGGCACCUCACAACAUCGUCUGGCAUGGUGACAGCUUUCCUGGGCAUCCCUUAUGCUGAACCUCCUGAGGGGACCCUGCGUUUUCAGAAGCCCCGUCCUCACCAGCCUUGGAGCCACAUCUUACAGGCUACCAGCUUUGGCCAUUCCUGCUACCAGCAGAGUCUAGACCCUUCCAGCGACGAGCUAUAUUCCGAAUCAGAGUCUACCUUACCACUUUCUGAAGACUGCCUUUUCCUCAACAUCUGGGUGCCUCAUCCCCGGCCUUCUGCCCCAGCCUCCGUUCUUGUCUGGAUCCAUGGAGGUGGUUUUCUUAGUGGGAGCGGUUCCCUUGACAGAAGCUACUUGGCUGCAACUGAGAACAUCAUUGUGGCUUCCAUGAACUACCGUUUAAGUGCUUUGGGUUUUCUCUCACUUCCCCCAGAAGCUCCGGGAAACAUCGGCUUGUGGGACCAACAUCUGGCAUUGAGCUGGUUGAAGGAGAACAUGGCUGCCUUUGGUGGAGAUCCAACUCGGAUAACCCUAGGUGGACAAAGCGCGGGGGCUGCAUCUGUUGGUUUCCAUCUUCUCUCCCCAGUGAGCCAGGAUUUAUUUGCUCAGGCCACUUUACAAAGCGGAGCCUCCAUUUCCCCCUGGGCUUGGGUGAACCCCAAGGAGACCCAGGUGAGAGGGAAGACCCUGGGCCAGUUACUUGGCUGCAGUGGAAACAGCAACAGAAUCAUUGUGAGCUGCCUGCAGAGAAAAAAACCCGGAGAAAUUAUGCAAAAAUUGCCGAUCUUAAGACAGAAGGUUUUGUUAGAUACUGUCUUUGUGCCAACGACAGAUGGAGAAUUCCUUCCAGGUGCCCCUCGGAAACUCUUGGAGGCUGAGCAUUUCCCAGCUAAACCCUUGUCCUGACGGGCUUCAAUUUCCACGGAGGGUUCCCUGUUCCUCUCAGCGGGCGCUCCUGGUUUUAGCCUCUACAAUGACAGUCUGAUCAACCGUCAACAACUACUGGAGGGUCUCCAUCUCUUGCUUCCAGAUGCUUCUGAUAGCACAGUUGAGAUGAUUGACAUCAUCUACAGUCGGGGAGAGCAAGGGGGGGAGAGGUAUGCGAGUAUCAGAAAUGCUUUGGUUAGAGCUUCAGGGGACUAUCUGUUCUUGUGCCCAGUGGCUAUGGUGGCCAACGUAAUGAUAGAAACUGGAAGCCCCGUUUUUGCAUAUUCUUUCAGCCACCGCCCUUCUUUCAUCUCCGCUGUACCCGAUUGGAUCGGGGUACCCCACUGUGCUGAGCUGCCUUAUCUUUUUGGUGACCCACUGUCUGGGGCAGGUGUCAACAUCACAUACCCACCAGCUGAGUUGGAACUGAGCCAAAGGGUUAUGCGGUAUUGGGGAGAGUUUGUCAAGACUGGGUUUCCUGAUGGGGAACAAGGAAGGAAUUGGCCUGUUUAUACAGGGGAAAGUUUCUUCCAGAUAAGCACACGUCCCACUCAGGAUGAGGAGAUACCAGCUGGUUAUUGCAUCUUCUGGGAGCUGUUGGCCACUGGGGAUCCUAGAAUUAAGCUGGAAGCGAUCAAUUCUAAUUCCACCCAUCCCACUUCCAGAGGCAACCGCAGCCGGGCCUGCCUGCAGUGUGAGCUGAAGGACUCCUUCAUGUUUGCACCCAUUUCCAUUAGAGUCCCCUGA
This is a messenger RNA of Sphaerodactylus townsendi, 2163 nucleotides long. Its product is annotated as cholinesterase-like. Gene Ontology annotation, biological process: acetylcholine catabolic process; choline metabolic process. Gene Ontology annotation, molecular function: acetylcholinesterase activity. Gene Ontology annotation, cellular component: plasma membrane. The record is from RefSeq and is a predicted model, not a curated record. NCBI's taxonomy places the organism in Eukaryota, Metazoa, Chordata, Lepidosauria, Squamata, Sphaerodactylidae.